AUGAAAUAUAUUAAAAAACUUAAAUUAACAUUUGAGAAUGAGAAUUUAGAAUAGCAAUAUUAAUUAGUAAGAAAAAACUAAAUCUAAUAGCAAGUUUUUAUUUUUAUAAUUGUGCUACUCUUUAUUUCAAACUUAGUAGUGAUUGGAUUCCAUUUUUUAAAUCAUAAGAAUGAGACCUGGUAUUUAAAUAUUGCCUUUGGCUGUUUAUCAAUAUUUUUAUUCAUUCUAAUAGUAAUUAUGAAAAAAAAUCAGUAUCUAUAAGAAGCUAUUACAAUAGCAAAUAUAACAUUAGGUUUUUUAGAAUUAAACGUUGAUCCAGCAACAACCAACUAUUUAGAAUUUUACUCUUAUGGAAAUACAUUUAUGUAAUUGUAAGCAGCAUUAUAUAUUGUUUCUAAUUUUCUUCAUGCUUCGAUUUAAGUUUGUUUUCAUUUUGUUUUACGUAUGGCAAUUACUGUAAUUAUAUCAUAAAGGACUGACUAUCUAUUAAUUUUUAUUGGUAUAACAAGUAGUUUUAUCAUAUUGGUUACAAUAUAUUUUAAAGAAAAAAAUUCAAGAAAGUAUUUUAUAUAAAAUUUGAAGGAAAAUUAUUGGGAAAAAAAUACUUCAUUCAUUAUAUAAAAACCUUAUAUCACAAUCAACUAUCAUAAGGAAAAAUUAAUGUUUAAUUUAGUGAAAGGGAAUAAGAUUGAAUAAUUUCCUGGUUAUGAUAAUUUUUAUUGUGAAGGAUGUAAUGUGAGAAAACUAUUAAGAUUUUAUUAAAUAGAUAAAAAUCUUACUAUAGAAGAUUAUUUACUUAAAAAAGAAGUUAACAUCUCUUAAAAACUUUUAAUCACUUAUAAAAAACGAAAAUAUUUACUAAAAUUAUGUAAUGUGGAUAUCUAAUAAAUUCAAUACUUAUUAAUUCUUGAUAAUUCCAAUAUUUUAUCUAAAUAAGAUGAAAAUAGAGAAAUACAAUACUCAAAUUUUAUUGGAUUUCUUAAAAAUAAUAAAAAUUAUAAUCAUUAAUAUUUCUUUAACUGGGGUGCACAAUCUCUCUUAUUUUUAAACAAAAAGAUUAUUAAGAAAAUAGAAUUAUAAGAUUUAAUGAAUAAAAUCCUAAAAGUUUUUAGAAUUUAUAUCUAUAAAUAAAUUUCAGUAAAAAUAAUAACAUAAAAUUAAAAUACUUCUAUUUUUUCAUUCUAUUAUUAAACUAAAAUAUUUAUGAUGUAGCUUUUUGAAAUAGUUUCAUCAAUAUAACGUAAAGAUCAUUCAUAAAUAUAAAUGAUUCUAAAAAGAAAAGGAUGCGACAUAAUAAUUAAAAUUAUGAACAUUGACCUCUAAAAGUUCAAGUAAUAAUUUGAUUAAAAUUUCUUUUUGAAAAGCCUCAAAAGUUUAUUACUUCAUAAAGUGGAAAUUUAAGAAGACAUAUAUUUGCAUUUUCGAAAUUAUCCAAUAAAAUCUUUUGCAUUUAAUCUUUGA
Molecule: messenger RNA, 1461 nt
Organism: Paramecium sonneborni
Lineage: Eukaryota; Ciliophora; Oligohymenophorea; Peniculida; Parameciidae
Source: the annotation of a GenBank genome assembly